Messenger RNA from Psylliodes chrysocephalus, 1348 nucleotides. The record is from the annotation of a GenBank genome assembly. Lineage: Eukaryota; Metazoa; Arthropoda; Insecta; Coleoptera; Chrysomelidae.
AAAAUGUAUUUUACAGGCCUAUUUCCCACAACUGAGUAAACCCGACUAAUAUCUAAAUGUUCUUAUCUAUAUUAUGAAGUAAACCUAGUUGAAUCAUACAUAUAUAGACAUACGUUUAUCUUACCUACGUUAUUUGAGUAAGAUAAUAUACAACAGUACACACUUGGUACGGUUUUGUGUCGUUUUUGUAUAUAGAAAUCCAAAAAAUAAGUAAUUAUGUGCACCAUGGGUUGUGCAGAAGGAAUUGUGAAAUUGCUUAUGUUCGCAGCCAAUGUGAUUUUUAUGCUUGGCGGUUUGGCACUCGUCAUUGUGGGAGUACUAUACAAAUUAAAUUUAGAUGACUACACGAACGCGCUCCCAAGUGAUUAUCAAGCUAUAAAUUGGGCGCCAACCUUAACUAUUGUUGUGGGCUCAAUCAUUUUUGUCAUAGCUUUCUUGGGUUGUUGUGGAGCUAUCAGAGAAAGUACUUGCUUACUUACAACGUAUGCAGUAAUAUUGUUGGUUAUAUUUUUGUUGCAAAUCGCUGUUGGAGUUUUUGUUUUCUUAGAAAUUAAAGAUAAAAAUGACUUCAAAGUGAAAAUAGAUAAUUCAAUUACUCAAUUGUUUAGUCAAAAUGAUGAUGCUAGUAGUAGAGAAUUACGGGAUUUCAUUCAAUCACAGUUGAAAUGUUGUGGUCCGAAAGGACCAAGUUUCAUUACUGACAAACCAAAGUCGUGUUAUCCAAAUGAAGAUGUUCACUCGUCCAUCUAUACUGAAGGUUGUAUCAAUGUUUUCUACGAUUUCAUAAUAAAAUCCAUGGAAAUUAUUGGAAUAGUAGUUUUGACGUUAUCUGCUCUCGAGGUUGUUGGAUGCGUAUUUUCUCUAUGUUUGUCAAGCAGUAUUAAAAAUAGGGAAAGAAGAUUUAGAUACUAGGUUCUUAAGAUUUCAAUACAUAUUCAAGAAGAGGAAUGCCAAAGAAGCAAAGAAAUAAAAAAAGAAAAUAAUUUAAAUUUAAAUGAAGACCUUCGCCACAGAACUCGCCACCAUUGUUUUAAUACAUUAAUUUUGAAACCGGUAUAAUUUGUGACCUACUUUUUGUAUUAAUAUUUUUUUUUAUUAAUACCGAUACCGAUAAAAUAAAAAUAAUACUAAUAAAAAUGGGUUUUAGAUUGAUCAAUAAAAGUUUAAUUAUUUUUUCUUUCAUCACAUUCCGCAUUAAAAUUGCGUGUACGAGUAUGUUGAUUUUUUACUUUUCAGCAAAAUGAAUAAAAAUAAAUAAGAACAAAUAACGAUAUUAUUCCAGGCAUUAAAAUGCAUUAGCGAGUUAUUAAUGUUUAUAAUAUAUUAUUCAAAUUUAAUUUGGUAGUUG